Messenger RNA from Cuscuta campestris, 2102 nucleotides. Lineage: Eukaryota; Viridiplantae; Streptophyta; Magnoliopsida; Solanales; Convolvulaceae. The record is from the annotation of a GenBank genome assembly.
CAUGGGCCCACAACCCUACUCUCCUCAGUCCACCCACUUCAAGUCUUCAUCAAACAGUUCAAAGCCUUCCCCAAUUGUGUCAUUGUACGUACGUACUUUCAAACACUUCAUCUUCCCCUCCUCACUGACUGAGCUCUCUCACCCAAGCAGCAGCCAUGGAUACUCUCGAGGCUGCCAACAAAGUCCUCUCAAGAAUUCAAAGCUUCGACCCGCAAAAUGCUUCCAAGAUUAUGGGUUUCAUUCUGAUUCAGGAUCACGGCGACAAGGAUAUCAUCAGAUUAGCUCAUGGCCCGGACGCUCUUCUUCUGUCCCUCAUCACUGAAGCCAAAGCUUUCUUGGGACUUUCGUCGAACACUUCGUCUUCAGAUUCGCCGCCUUCUCCUUCCUCCGCUACUUUAGGCCCAUUUUCCCCAAGGAUCACGCUUCCCCAAAACGGGUUUCGUUUCCCGAGAAGCCCCGUUCCCGGGAUCCCGGGUUCUUCGGGUCCUCUUUCGUUUUGUGGCGGCGUGGAGUCCACUUGCCAUUCUCUGGGGUUUCUUCCUUCUUCCGACACAAACCGCUUAAAGCACCAGCCCCGAAAUCAGAAUGAGGUUUUCAAUCGCAAGUUUCUGCAUGGUGCUUCGACUGCAUCCGUUGAUUUGCCUGCCAAAGUUGAUUCUUUGGAUGACAUUCUUCGCCUAAAAGCCCUUCAGCGGCAGAGGUUAUCCACUGCUCUUAUGGCUUCUAGUGGUGGUCACCCCCUUCUCACUUACAAUGACUGUAUGAGCAAUUUGAACGAGAACUCAAGUUUGUCACAUGUGGGAAUUGGUCUUUCUGGAGGCCAAUCUGAUGGGCACUUGAAUCCGAGCUCUUGCCAGAUUUACUUGACAUUUCCUGCUGAUAGCACAUUUAGUGAAGAUGAUGUUUCUAACUACUUUAGUCUGUAUGGGCCGGUGCAAGAUGUUAGAAUUCCAUACCAGCAGAAGCGCAUGUUCGGUUUUGUCACAUUUGUCUACCCGGAUACUGUGAAGCUCAUCUUGGCCAAAGGAAACCCUCAUUUCGUGUGUGAUUCUCGCGUGCUUGUUAAACCUUACAAGGAAAUGGGAAAAGUCCCGGACAAGAAUAGGAAGCAAAAACAGAACCAUAUGGACGUAGCAAAGUUACCGUCUUGCUUGGGCCCAUCCAGUCGUGAUUCCAGUGAGCCCCUUGACAUUCCAUUCGGACCAAGAAUGUUUCAUAGGUCAAAGGAGGCUACACUCAGAAGAAUGUUAGAGCAGGAAGCUCAUUUGCAGAGAGCCAUCCAGCUACAUAGUAGAAGGUUAAUGGAUUUGCAACUUAUGGAUGAGAAGAAUAAAAACAAAGGUUAUUGUGAUGAGUUCCAGACUGGCUCUUCGCCCAUCAUUCCACUCUCUCAGUCACCAAACCAUCCUAAUUUCACUCAUAAAGUUACAGCAGAAAAUAAGGAUAGCCAGGCAGCAAGUAAAGAAGAGAUCAAUAGUGGUGAUGAAAAUAGUGGUGGCCAUAAACAACAUAGUAUCCCUGAUAGCUCUGAUUCUCAAAAAAGAGGCUUGGAGAACAUCCUUCCCGAUCAGUUUUCUGCUUCUCAUGGUGCUGAAAACCUACCCUCUUCAACAGAAACUGAUGAUGAUAGUUCCUCAACUAAACCACUUUCCAAAAAUAACCCUACACUUCCUGGCACUUCUACUACCGUCAUGUUGCAUGAAGAUUCCAAGGUAGCCUUGUUUCCAUUAUGCACUCUUGCAGGUUACAAAAGUUCCAUAACUAAAACUUUGGGCUGUUAUGGCAAGGUCAUCUACUGAUCAAGAAGAAACCCUUGAAGUGUAGUUAUGCUUGAGUUGACCUCUGGUUAGCAUGUUACCAAAUUUUGAAUGUUUGAAUGCUAGGCCAAAAAGACCAGAAGAGGAGAUUCGUAAGGAAGAUCUAAUAAGGAUCAAACAAGACAUCUUAUUAUACCCAUACGGCAUACCUGGUGCUUAUUAUGUAUAGGACAAUUGACUUUUGUUGCUUAGACUAGCUUAAUCAAUUUACUCCUAUGUUUUCCUAUAUCACUUGUUUUGGUCAAAUAUUUAUUGUGUUUGCUAUAAUAGAUUGUACAAAUUUUG